AUGACUCACCUACAUAAAAUUAUACUACCGAUAUUAACCAUCCUACAAUACUACCUAACAUUGGGCGAUACAGACCUCAAAGACCUUUGUUCCCAGCUACCUGAUGGUCACUUUCCUUCAAAGCCUGAGAACGUUUGUGCCUUCUCCGUGUCAUUUUCCGAGGAUUCAUGUGAUAAUAUUCCAAAAGAUUCGGUUCAAAGUGAUGUAGCUGUGUUUGAUGAGGAAGAUUUGCCGGAGGAGAAAGAUGAACCGUUCCUGGAGGGACUAGAUGCACCACCUGAGGAUGGGAAGUGGUGUUUCAUGGGUAAGGAAUAUAUUGAAAUUUUGGUUUUAAAGAUAGGUUUUAAAAAGAAAAUGGCAAAAACUUUGUUUACAAAGCUCUUUUUGUGCCAAGAAGCGUCCUGCAGACUGCGGGUGACAUGUUAUACGAUAAAGACCAGAAAGUAGCCAAAACUUUUGUAAAUCAAAAAAUGGCAAGAACUUUCUUUACAAAACAAAAAAUGGCAAAAACUUUCUUUACAGUGUAAAAUACAACCUAGUAAAAUCAUUCAAGCUCAAUUUUCACUAAAAAAUUUUUUUCAGCUUUAAAAACUGACUAUUUGAAAUGGAAACGACGUUAA
Messenger RNA from Bursaphelenchus okinawaensis, 620 nucleotides. Lineage: Eukaryota; Metazoa; Nematoda; Chromadorea; Rhabditida; Aphelenchoididae. The record is from the annotation of a GenBank genome assembly.